AGUUGGGUUCGCCCAAUUUCGCAAGGUCAUAUGACAGUUAGUCGACCAAAACGAAAUAGGACCGCAUUUAGUGCUUUUUAUCGAUUUUUCUAUUAUUCAUUGUCCAUUGAGCACUUUGCGAAUUUGCAUCCAGAAUCCACGAUCAUGUCGCUCGUUUCGCAUAUCCUGCGUCGUUCAAUCUCGCAAUCAAUCGCUAAACAGGCCCAGGUAGGCGGUCCAUCCGCCGUUGCUGGCCACGAAGCCGGUGGUUACAAGGUAUGGAAGAAGCUGUCCUUUUUCGUGGCCAUGCCUGCAGUCGGCUUGUGUAUGCUUAAUGCAUACCUGAAACAUCAGGAAGAGCACGGCCAUCCCAGACCGGAGUUUGUCAAGUAUGAGCAUCUGCGCAUCCGUAACAAGCGGUUCCCGUGGGGCGAAGGCAACAAGAGCUUGUUCCACAACCCGCACACCAACCCCCUUCCCGAUGGCUACGAACACUAGGAAGUGGUAAUCCGCCUCCUCGUACUGUUUACAGCGGCCGGAACAACGGAAAGUGGAACCAAACUCCCAGGGGUUUUGGACAAACCGCUGGUUUGCACGGCUGAACAUCCGAUGUCCUAGUUGCCGGCUACCCGUUGACGUAUAGUGUCACUCUAAAUAAAACUUCGUUAAAAAGCACGAA
This is a messenger RNA of Anopheles darlingi, 658 nucleotides long. It is a transcript of the gene levy, whose product is annotated as cytochrome c oxidase subunit 6A, mitochondrial. Gene Ontology annotation, biological process: mitochondrial electron transport, cytochrome c to oxygen. The transcript is spliced from 2 exons. The record is from RefSeq and is a predicted model, not a curated record. Bases 31 to 477 code for a protein of 148 amino acids. Gene Ontology annotation, cellular component: mitochondrial inner membrane. Gene Ontology annotation, molecular function: enzyme regulator activity. Lineage: Eukaryota; Metazoa; Arthropoda; Insecta; Diptera; Culicidae.